UUCUUCAACACGCCAUAUUUGAUUCAGUGUGUGUUGAUAUGUGUUGGAGCAGUUGUUAGCCCACAUAUUUUAUUUCACCUUUCCCACCUUUAAAGAAAUGGUUAUACAUUUCUAGCAGUUUAUCGCUUGUUUCGUGUGUCUUGCGGAUAUUUUCUGGAAUGUACCGGCGCGGGGGAAGCAAGACGGACCAUAAUAAAGCGACUAAGGAGCAGAGCGAUAGCAGCAAGUAUGCGGAGCUGCUGGUGUUCGGCUACGCCUGUAAGCUGUUCCGGGACGAUGAGAGGGCCAUCUACCACGAUCAGGGCAAACACCUUAUCCCAUGGAUGGGGGACAAGAACAUCAUGAUCGAUAGGUACGAUGGCCGCGGUCAUUUACAUGAUCUUUCGGAAUAUGACGCAGGCUCGUGGAAUCACGAUUACCAGCUGUCCGAGGAGGAGGCCAGGAUAGAGGCUCUGUGUGAUGAGGAGAGGUACCUGGCCAUGCACACGGAUCUGCUGGAAGAGGAGGCCAGGCAAGAGGAGGAGUAUAAAAGGCUGAGCGAAGCCUUGGCCGAUGAAGGCACCUACAACGCAGUGGCCUUCCGUUACAGCGCUGACUACUAUGAUCCCUCCCAGCCUACUGAGGAAGAUGAGGCCAGCAAAGAAGCAGAUCAAGAGCAGCAGGAGGAAGAGAGUGAGGAGCCGUUUGUGGCGCCCCCUGGCCUCCUCAUCCCUUCGGAUGUAGAGCUGCCUGCAACCACCAAGACGCACGCUAUUAUUGAGCGCACCGCCAUCUUUGUAUGCAAGCAGGGGGCCCAAUUUGAAAUUGUGCUGAAGGCAAAGCAGGCUGGGAACUCCCAGUUUGAUUUCCUGCGGUUCGACCAUUACCUGAACCCUUACUACAAACAUAUUUUACGAGCUAUGAAGGAGGGGAGAUACACACCGGCAUCAGAGGGCAAGCAGGACCAGAAACAGGAAUCAAAGUCAGACGAUUCUAACGACGAUGAUGAUGAUGAUGAUGGGGAUGGAAACUACCUGCACCCAAGUUUGUUUGCAUCCAAGAGGAGCUCUCGUCUGGAGGAAAUAAUGAAGCCUCUGCAGGUCAUUGAUCCAGAUCACCCGUUGGCUGCGCUCGUUCGAAAAGUCCAACAGGAGAAUAAUGGUGCUGCAGCGAUGGCGACCAAAGCAGAGGAAGAGCAUCAGUUGUCGGCAGUAGCCUCGCAGGCAGAAUAUACAUCUGACCCAAUGUACUAUGGCUACUGUAUACUGCCUGACGGAACGUACUGCCUUGCCCCGCCGCCUCCUGGGAUUGAUGCCAGCCCUUAUUACACCUCGCUGCCCACUAGCAUGAUGCCGGCGGCUCCUGCAUCUGGUCCUCCUCCUCCCCCUGGCACUACACCUUUGUUGGAUCCUGUGUCUGCAAUCCCAUCAGCCCCUGCUGCAGGUCCAGUCACGGUGUCAGCUCCUGCGUCUGCUCCGCUCUCACAUUCUGCUCCUGUUGCCCCUCCAACUUCCAGCUCUCGACCUCCUCAAACCAGCGUUGCACCGACGGUGCCGGCGGCUGCUGCCCCUGUCGCAGCCAUCAUCCCUCCGCCUCCCGACAUCCAGCCUGUCAUUGACAAACUAGCAGAGUAUGUGGCCAGAAACGGGGUGAAAUUCGAGAGCAGUGUGCGUGCCAAGAAUGACCCGCGGUUUGACUUCCUGCAGUCCUGGCACCAGUACAACUCCUAUUACGAGUUCAAAAAGCACUACUUCAUGCAGAAAGAAGGCCUGAGUGUGCAGGAGGGUUCGCUGCUUUACAACAGUGGGGGGGACAGCACAGCAAACUGCUCUUCUGACAAGCAGCAGAACGAGGGCAAGCUCCUUAAAGCAUCCUUUGCGCCCAUCUGCUUCGCAAUAAAGUCGAAAGAAAAUGACCUUCUGCCUCUGGAGAAGAAUCGUGUGCGACUGGACGACGACUCAGAUGAGGACGGGAUGAAGGGGGAGGUGCAAGAGGGAGCGGGGUUGGCGAUAGGAUUGGUCGAAGCAGCCAGAGAGCCUCCUCAACCUCUAUUGGCUGAGGAGAAGAAACCAGUACUGUCCCAGGAAGAGCUAGAGGCCAAACAAGCCAAACAGAAGCUGGAGGACCGGUUAGCAGCUGCAGCGAGAGAGAAGCUCGCCCAGGCCUCCAAAGAGUCCAAAGAGAGGCAGCUUCAGGCUGAGCGCAAGAGGAAAGCCGCCCUCUUCCUGCAGACUCUGCGAGGACCAGAGGCUGAGGUCAAGCGUACUGAGGAAACCACUGCUGCGCCUGAGCCAUUGGUGUCCACCCUUCACAUGAGUGGCAUCCCUAAACACACAUCUCGUAUACCAGGAUUUGACUACCAGCCCUUGGAAAGUGCACUAACAAGGAGUGCAAAUGCCCCUUCAUCUCAUGUGACCACUUCUUCCUCCUCGUCUUCCUCCCGUGUGCCUGAAAGGGAGCGGGAUAGGGAUAGGGAUCGGGAUCGAGACAAGAGGAAGAAGAAACACAAGAGGAGGUCUCGGUCCAGGUCCCGCUCCAAAUCCAAAACCAAGCACUCUUUGCCCAGUGCCUAUCGAACCUUCAGGAGAUCCAGGUCUCAGUCUCAUUCCCCCAGCCGCAGAGACAGACAAGCACGCCCUUCAGACAGAAAGCGUGAUGAGAGGGAGAAGGAGAGCUACGGUCCAAGCACCUACCGCCUUGGCAGCAACCCAGUGCUGGGCAGGAAGCGCUCCAGAUCAAGAUCACCUCAUGAAAAGAAGAAGAAGAAGGGUUCAAAGUCAUCGCACCAAUUUAAGGGUUCCUCCUGUUCGCCCUCAGCAUCCCCUGACAGAGGCAUAGCCAUGGCCAGAGUUUCUGCAAGCCCCUCCCCUGCCACAAGCCCCGCCUCAAGCCUGGGGAGGUCCAGGAAUGGCUCUCAGGAGAAAGACAAGCAAGUGUCUUCCACUAUUGUCUCUUCGGUGCAAAGCAAAAUCACUCAGGACCUCAUGGCGAAAGUGCGAGCAAUGCUUGCUGCCUCCAAAGGCCUUCAGCCGAAUGCCUCCUGAGAGAGUUCCACCACAUCCAGACAGGAUCAGUCUCCAGCUACAUCUCGCAAGGUAGCAACAGACUUCUGGCUAACUACUGGACCGCUGUUCGCCUGACAAGCUGCACAAUGCUGGAUGCUUUUAUCCCUUUAUGAAUGCCUGUUUGGAUCUGGCGUUAGAUGUUUGUAUUUCGCCUCCAGAUUAGUAUUAGGCAUGGAGGUCUGCUUUAUUUCGAAGGUGCAGGUGGAACCCAAGCAGGUGAAGAAAGAACGAAACCAGCAGCAGAUGGUGGAGCCUCAGUCCUGCUGUGUGUUUUUGCUGUAAAGCAACAUGUAGAGAGUAUUAAAGGCGUAAUUCCUUGGAUGCAACUGAGAACGUUCUUUCCUUUGUAAUGUUGUGUCUGCCAGAAGGACACCGUUAUAUCCUUCUGUGAAGGAUAAGGCUGUUUAUUUCUCUCCUGGCUCCUUUUUUCCUCUCUGUCUCUGAGCUCUUUUCAACAUGAAGUUGUCAGCUUUCUCGGUUGUUUUUUUUUUCUUUGAAUAUGUGGCCUUCAGUUUUUGAUUUCUAAGUUUGUACAGGCCUAAUUUUGGAGCUAUUUUGGAAAACCAUCAAUAAAGUUUGAAUUAUGGAA
Molecule: messenger RNA, 3633 nt
Organism: Sinocyclocheilus grahami
Lineage: Eukaryota; Metazoa; Chordata; Actinopteri; Cypriniformes; Cyprinidae
Gene: sfswap
Product: splicing factor SWAP
Exons: 18
Coding region: 159-3023 (954 amino acids)
Biological process (GO): RNA processing; mRNA 5'-splice site recognition
Molecular function (GO): RNA binding
Source: RefSeq, a predicted model, not a curated record